ACUUUCUCUCCCCCCCCCCCCCCCACACCCCCCCCUGCAAAUAUUUUCGGCUCGAUCUAUCAUGGCCAAGUCAAGCGAUCUGAAAAGCUUCCUCCAGUCCUCACUGAACGAGAUCUUUAAAGCGACUGUGAGUGACAUCCUGGAUUCAGUGGACCGGACCCUGUCUGAGUACCAGGGCACAAUCCGCAGGAUCGAGUCCGAAAACGAGGGCCUGAAGCAGCUGCUGUUUGCACAGAAGAGCACGGAGUCUGCCAGCAGAGAUGCUCAUGAACAAGAUGCCACUGACCACGUUUCGGCCUCAGAAUGGAACAACCCAUCCGUCAACCCCGGCCAGGGUUUGUUCAAGGUGUCCAUAUGCAGCAGUGACAAGAAGAGCUUCAGGAGGAAGAAGAGGGACAAGGUGAAGGAGGGCAUUCCCGCCGCCUGCUUACCGCCGCAGAUCAAUAACACACCAGAAAGACAAUGUGUGACUACUGCGGAGGCGUGCGUCUCCGCCGGCGACAUGGUCUCUCUGAAAACGGAGCCCGGCCUGGAGGAGAGCGGCGCUAUCGACCUCUCCCAGCCGUCGGCGCUUCUCAAUCUGACAGUGAAGCCGAUUAAAAACGAGAGCGCCGAGGUGAGCUGCGACGCUUAUGCGCCUCUGCUGCCACCUGCAGGCCUCGACCGAGACGGCGAAGUUAAAGUCACUGUGGUUUCUGACAGCUGCAUGCAGGAUGAACAGCUCGUUAAGACUGAAGAAGAAGAAGAAGAAGAGCAGAACGGGGUGUUGCAGUACGGGGACGAUGUCUCUCGUCAAGAGUUGACGUGUGCGUCAGGAUAUUUCCCUAACCCAGAGGGAGCGAGCGGACAGGCUGGAGUUGCGAAUCCUCGUGGAAACAAGUCACCAGCUGUUGCGGACGGUGACGUUUUGGACGUCCGCGACAAGUUUUUGCGAUGCACCGCCUGUCCCAAAACAUUCAGCCGACCGAACGCGCUGAAAGUCCACCUCAGGACUCACACCGGCGAGAAAGCCCACACCUGCUGCUACUGCGGCAAGCGCUUCGGUCGCGCCGAUCUCCUCAAAUCCCACAAGAGAACGCACACGGGGGAGAGGCCGUACAGCUGCAACCUGUGCAGCAAAACGUACCCGCAUCCCAGCCAGCUCCGGAUACACAAGCGCAUCCACACCGGAGAGAAGCCGUACUCCUGCACGCAUUGCGGGAAGUGCUUCAACGAGCACAACCAACUCAAAGUCCACCUGAGGACUCACACCGGGGAGAGGCCGUACAGUUGCCAGGAGUGCGGGAAAACCUUCAGCAACGCGGGAAACCUAAGAAUACACGAGAGGAUCCACACGGGCGAGAAGCCGUACUGCUGCUCUCAGUGCGGGAAAAGAUUCAACGGCUUGGGCGACCUGAAAACGCACUACAGGAUUCACACCGGCGAGCGGCCCUACAGCUGCAAGCUCUGCAACAAGACCUUCAGCCAGACGGGCCACCUCACCAUACACAUGCGGAUGCACACGGGGGAGAGGCCGUACAGCUGCGGCGAGUGCGGCAAGACGUUCACGGUGGCCAGCAGCCUCAAACUGCACCAGAGGACUCACACGGGCGAGAAGGAGUACAGCUGCUCGUACUGCAGCAAGAGCUUCAGCAGGUUGGGGCACCUGAAGAGACACGAGCUGGUCCACACCAAAGAGAAGGUGUACCUCUGCAGCGAGUGUGGGAAGACCUACACCGACCAUUCGGCGCUGAAGAAGCACCUGAAGUUACACGCGGCGAAGGAGCAGAAGAGUUUGAGCGAGGAAGGAACCAGCGAGGCCUAAAUGAACCCCCGCUGACUUUUAGCAACAGAGAGAAACGAGAACCAAAUUCUCUUAGACGCCCCGGAAAAGAACGGCUGUAUCUUGAAAGUACAGAGCUUUCCGACUCAUCCCGCUGUGAGAGAUGUUCGGACACUACUUCUUCCUAGACUUGAAUAUACACGGUGAUGCAGAGUAACCCUCUGAUACCAGUGUGAUGGAAACAAUACUCAUAAUAACGAUGACAAAUCUGAAAAUCCUGACACUUUGCUAACUUUAGCAAACUCUACUUUCCUCUACUAAAAUUUCUUAGAAUAAUUUUUUUGGCUGCUCUGAAACAGUAGACGUCAAAGGAUAACUAGAUUAUUAUUGUUGCAUAGGCUUAGUGAAGAUCAAACAAGCUGAUUGA
Messenger RNA from Labrus mixtus (cuckoo wrasse), 2189 nucleotides. Its product is annotated as oocyte zinc finger protein XlCOF6-like. The transcript is spliced from 2 exons. NCBI's taxonomy places the organism in Eukaryota, Metazoa, Chordata, Actinopteri, Labriformes, Labridae. The record is from RefSeq and is a predicted model, not a curated record. Bases 62 to 1804 code for a protein of 580 amino acids. Gene Ontology annotation, biological process: regulation of transcription by RNA polymerase II. Gene Ontology annotation, molecular function: DNA-binding transcription factor activity, RNA polymerase II-specific; RNA polymerase II cis-regulatory region sequence-specific DNA binding.